AUGAAAUUAAAACUUUCCACGUUUAUUUUGUUAUUUUGUUACGACUACGUACAUUCAUCAUUCUGUUACUGGAACUCUGGUUGCCCUUACAAGUUUUUAUCAAGUUAUACGCCCUAUAGUACGAUUAGAGGUGAUAUACGAGAUUCGAAUAUCAAAAUAAAAGGAUGUGAACCGAUUAAUAUAUGGGGUAUAAUGAGACACAGCAAAAACUAUCCAUUAAAAGAGUUUGGAAAGAGUAUAGAAGAAGCGUUAACGAUACGAGACCUCGUCAUUUCAAGUUAUAAUUCAGGAAACAGUUCAAUAUGUUCUCAAGACAUACAAAAUUUAAGAAACUGGAAAUUAAAUAACAUCAUAAUUGAAAACGCAAAUGAUUUAACAAGCGAGGGACAAGAAGAGAUGCUAGAAUUUGGGAAAAGGCUUCAAAAUGCAUAUCCGACAUUAUUAAAUAGCCUGGAAAGCCAUUACUCUUUCCGAUCUACUCCUGAUAAAAAGACCGAAAGUAGUGCAAAGAGUUUUGCCGAAGGAUUGAAAAUAGAAAACUUUGAUUUGGAAACAUCGAAAAAUAAUGACGACAUUGUAUUUCCACUGCACACUUGUUUGAGAAAUAAAGAGGAAGCUGAAAAAAAUGACAAUUAUGUCCAAGUCGUUAAAUAUCGUAACAGUCCUGAAUAUUUGGCGGCAAAGGACAGAUUACAAAGGCGUCUUGGUAUUGAUUAUCCUUUUACAAAUGAAAACAUAAAAACUUUAUAUGACCUAUGUCGUUUUGGUUGGUCUGGACUUGAAAUAAAAAUAAGUCCUUGGUGUGCAUUAUUUACGACCGAUGACCUAAAAGUCCUUGAAUACAUCGAAGAUUUAAGGUACUAUUAUGGAAGCGGUUAUGGUGAUUCUUUAAAUAUAAAGCGAGGACAAAUCGCGUUAACAAAUUUGUUAGAUAACUUCGAAAAUGCAAAGAGAGGUGUUGGUAAAAAGAUAGUCACGUAUUUCACUGACGCGGCGAAAAUAAAUGAAGUUUGCAGUGCUCUUCAUCUUUACCGCGAUGAAAAUCCUCUCACGGGCUCUCGAAGGGAUCCCCACAGGAGGUGGAGGUCUAGCAUACUGUCUGCUUUUUCAGCAAACUUGUUUGCAGUAUUAAAUAGAUGCACAAUAAAGAACGAGCCUGAUUACAAUGUUGUGUUCUAUUUGAACGAGGAGCCGCUGAGAUCAGUUUGCGAAUACGGUGUUUGUUCUUGGCAAGAGUUCGAAAAUAAAUUGACGCCAUUUUUAAAUGUCACAAAAGAUGUGUGUUAA
Molecule: messenger RNA, 1287 nt
Organism: Bombyx mandarina (wild silkworm)
Lineage: Eukaryota; Metazoa; Arthropoda; Insecta; Lepidoptera; Bombycidae
Product: multiple inositol polyphosphate phosphatase 1
Molecular function (GO): inositol phosphate phosphatase activity; acid phosphatase activity
Source: RefSeq, a predicted model, not a curated record